UUUGGUACAUUUUAGCAGUCAUAAAUUGUUGUACUCUUUAACUCAUUCUAAUGGGUAUCCAUUUGAACAGGUUCAUCAUUGUUACGAUUCUGCUUCGAGUUUCCGUAGUCUUGGUCUUGUUCACCAUUUUUUCAACCUCAGACGAUGUCCCUGCAAAUUUUGUAUUCGGAGAUUCCCUUGUUGAUGCUGGAAACAAUAACUAUCUUGUUUCCCUCUCAAAGGCUAAUUAUUUACCCAAUGGCAUUGAUUUUGGAAGACCAACGGGGAGGUUCACUAAUGGAAGAACCAUUGUCGACAUCGUUGGUGAGGAAUUAGGUAUCGGUUUCACCCCACCUUAUUUGGCACCCACCACAGUUGGGCCAGUGAUUCUGAAGGGUGUUAAUUAUGCCUCUGGUGGAGGUGGAAUUCUUAAUCUCACUGGAAAAGUCUUUGGUGGAAGACUCAACUUUGAUGCACAGAUAGAUAAUUUUGCAAAUACCAGACAAGACAUCAUAGGCAGCAUUGGCGUUCCAGCGGCUCUUAAUCUAUUCAAAAGGUCAUUGUUUUCCGUGACCAUUGGCUCAAACGAUUUCAUAAACAACUACUUAACACCAUCACUCACAUUUUCGGAUCAGAAGGCCGCGUCACCUGAAUUCUUUGUCACCACCAUGAUAUCAAAACUCAGACUUCAGCUCACUAGGUUAUUCAACCUAGGAGCUAGAAAAAUUGUUGUGGCAAAUGUAGGGCCUAUUGGGUGUAUACCAAGUCAGAGAGAUGCAAACCCAGGUGCAGGAGAUAGCUGUGUUGUUUUCCCUAAUCAGCUAGCACAGCUUUUCAACACACAGUUAAAGGGUCUUAUUGCAGAACUCAACUCAAAUCUGGAGGGUUCAAUGUUUGUUUAUGCAGAUGUCUACCGAAUUUUAGAAGACAUUCUCCUGAACUAUGUAGUACUUGGUUUUGAUAACCCGUCUUCCGCUUGCUGUCACGUGGCCGGGCGAUUCGGAGGUUUGAUCCCCUGUAGUCCCACAUCGAGAGUUUGCUGGGACCGAUCCAAAUAUGUGUUCUGGGACCCUUACCAUCCUUCUGAUGCUGUAAAUGUUAUCAUCGCUAAGCGACUCUUAGACGGUGGUUCCAACGAUAUUUUUCCGGUCAACAUUCGCGGACUCUUUCAAUCUUAACCUCUUUCUCACGGGAAAUAAUAUAUUGAUAGAUGUCCAUAACAAUUGAACCGGAUUGGAGUGGUUUUUUAGUUUGUCAUGCUAAAUCUAAUGUACGAAAGGCUUUAGUACAAACUUUAUGAAACACAUGUUUUAUAUAUAUAGUCAGCCAAAAAUUAGUAGUUAACGAGAAUCAUGAGUCUCAGGUUCAAUUUUCAUGACACAAAACAUCAUAGUAAGAAAGAAUCGGCAAUUUGGUUAAUUUGAUUUGGUACGAUGUCCAUGCUUCUAGGGAAUGGUAAUGUGCCUCAAACCUCAAGCUUAGAAAACAUAAUGGGAUUUGAUAAACUAUUAAACGCUAUGUCCCGAUACGAUGAAAGAUUUUACUGAUAUCUCAAGCCACCAUGCUCAAAAGUCAUC
Molecule: messenger RNA, 1556 nt
Organism: Cajanus cajan (pigeon pea)
Lineage: Eukaryota; Viridiplantae; Streptophyta; Magnoliopsida; Fabales; Fabaceae
Product: GDSL esterase/lipase At4g16230
Molecular function (GO): hydrolase activity, acting on ester bonds
Source: RefSeq, a predicted model, not a curated record